CAUCAAUGAUGCUGCCCAGAUAUUUAAAGCUUUCAACAUCUUCCAAUGCUUCUCGGUCAAGUGUAAUUUAUUUAUUCUGUAUUCAAGUUAUAGGAAACUAUUUGUAUGGAAAUAUUGAUAGUAAAAUCAUAACUUUCUGAGUCUACUUAAUUCCACUGUAUCUUUUAGUGGUUACUAGUAAUGUAACUGAAUUUUAAAACGUUUCUUUUUAUACAGUUACAUCAUUUUACUUAUAUAUUACUGUGAAGCUGUUUUAUCUAAGUGUGCGACUGUGUUUCUAACCAUACUUUCAUCAUGAUAUGCAUCAGUUGUUCAGUUGUGUUAAUUCAUCCGUUGCUUGAUGCUAAAUAAAUCUUAUCCAUAAUAAUAAAAUUGAUUAUUGAAUUUUUUCAUGGGGUUUGAUUGUAUUAGGUCUAAUGUCUAUUGUAGAUUCUGAUCGUUUCACUAAUUUUUCAAUAUGAUAUAACUUAGCAACAAAAAGUCAAUCGUGUGUAUCUCAUUAAUGAUUAACGACGUCAUAUUAUGGAUUGAGAUUUUGGUUAAUAAUUCAGUUUAAUUUUCAAGAAAGAACUACCUACUUAAAUGAGCUACUGAAUAAAGUCCGUAAAUCAUGAAAGAAGUAGUGUGAUUAUUUAGUAUUUGUAUACUACAUUUUUUCCUAAAACUUACACUAUCAUAAGCCUAGGUUCUUAGAUUAUUUUUAAAAGAGGGUAAUCAUCAACAAGGUUUAUAGAGUAUAAUAUUUUUUGUUUAGCUUCAAAUAACUUACAAUUACAAGAAUUCAUAGGAUGAAAGUGAAAUGGUUAAAAUUACAAAGCUAUAUAGAUACUUUCAUACACAUUGAUCAUAUCAAUAGCUAACCGGGCUCUUCAGCUGAGUGAGUAAUGAGUUCACGUUUAAAGUGAUUGAGCCUGGGUUCAAGUAUUGGUGUAAACAUCAAUCCCCGGGGAUUCAAGUCGUCUGAUUGAAAAGUACUAACUAGGAUGAAAUGAAAGUCUUGGAUUUCAGUUCUACCUAGAUACUAAAUACACUGAAAGAUGAGACAGAAAUUUGAAAUGACAUAAAAUUAUGGAAGAUUAUUACAUUAGAGUACAAUAGCAUACACUAUAUUUAAAACUGAUGUAUUUUAUUUUUCAUCCUGGAAAAUCUAACUAUCCAAAGUAAGGCAGAUAAGGUGGAUAGUGAUCAUUAUUAUAAAAAAAACAAGUAAUAAUUACAUCACUUCAUUACAUAAUAAGAAAAGAAUGAAUCCUAUAAAAUGAAAGAAAUAAAAGAUAUGACCGUGCAUGUACCAUAUAGUGCUUGGAGUGAACAGUGUCGAGCACUACUUGAAGUUUAUUCAAAACUAGAUGCUCUUUGCGUUUGCGAUCAUGGAAGUCGUGUGCUAGGAAGCGCAUUUAAAAUUCCAGAAUUUGCGAGUAUUACUAAUUUAAGUACAAAUCAAGUUCGUGCUAUACGUUUGGUUAUGGCAAAAAUUGGUACACAAAAACCAAAUAUUGAUUUUUUAAAUGAUCGUUUUGUGGUUGUUGAUGCAAAUAAUGAAAUGUUAUCAGCUAAAUCUGGUAAAAAAAGUUUAUUUGUUGAAUUAACUAAAACAUUAUGUGUAUUUGGUUUGUCAAUGGAUACAGAGACUGAAAAUAAACAUGCAACUGCGCUUGAAGCAAUGAGAGAUAUACAAAAGUAUUAUGAAGAUGCAGAAUUUUAG
Messenger RNA from Schistosoma rodhaini, 1705 nucleotides. The record is from the annotation of a GenBank genome assembly. NCBI's taxonomy places the organism in Eukaryota, Metazoa, Platyhelminthes, Trematoda, Strigeidida, Schistosomatidae.